This is a messenger RNA of Nicotiana tabacum (common tobacco), 1463 nucleotides long. Lineage: Eukaryota; Viridiplantae; Streptophyta; Magnoliopsida; Solanales; Solanaceae. The record is from RefSeq and is a predicted model, not a curated record.
CUCAUCUUUUCUCCUUACGCAAUGCCUCACCGAGAAUAACCCCUCUUUUCUGUCCCUAUCUAUCUUUCAUCUCCAUCUUACCUCUCUUUCUCCCCCCUCCCCCCUCCCCACCCCAUGUAGCAUUGUGUGUUUUCCUAAAUCUGGAUCCGUUCUUACCUUGUAAACUUUGCAUUUUUAUCAAAGACUUUUCUGGUUCCAAUUGAAUAGCUUUCUGACCAGUAACAUUUGGCGUGAUGAUACCUAUAAGUUAUUCAAGUGGCUCAGUUUCUUUGAGGAGCUUAAUGAGCUACAACUUUUAUGUUAUUUAGUUUUAGGUCAGGAUAGUAGUCACGAAGAGGCAUUUUGUUGGGCAGAAGUGUGAGCAGAGUAAGCAUGUCAAGUGACAGUUGCACCCACUGGUGUCAUAGUUGUGGGCAAUCCGUGAAUCUCGUAAAUGCUGUUUGCCACAAUUGCCUUGGUAGUUUUGUUCAAGAGCUCAAUGACAUAAUGAGUAGUAGUGCAGAUUAUAAGAACCAGAGGCCGAGAUUUAUGGAAUCUGUCUCAAACUUUUUAAGACGGCAAAUCUCUGCUAGAAGUAAUAUUUCUGAGAGAGGGAGAUCUGAUGGGGUGCCGAACAAAGAAAUUUGUGGAAUCCCUUGCUGAUUUUCAGUGGUGAUACGCCUGUUCAGAUGCCUGGGGAUGGUGGAGUUUCUUAAUGAGGCUCUUGGCUUCCGAAGAGAAAAUGGUGGUGAUUAUUUUGUUGGUCCUGGAGUGGAAGAAUUCUUUGAAGAAAUUGUCAAUAGCAAUCAGAGUGGUGCUCCUCCUGCCUCAAGAUCUUCAAUUGAUGCCCUGCCUACAGUCAAGAUAUUGAAAAAUGAUAUUAGAUCGGAUUCCCACUGCCCUGUUUGCAAAGAGAAAUUUGCACUAGGGACACAGGCAAUAAAAUUGCCUUGCAAGCAUUUAUAUCACUCAGAUUGUAUAGUUCCAUGGCUAAAACAGCAGAGUUCAUGUCCUGUUUGUAGACAGGAGCUGAUACCUCAACGAUCUGGCAAUGACCAUUGUUCUCCAAGCUCCAGGAGUCAAACUAGAAGCAGCAGUAGGCGAUACAGUGGUAGGGAGGACAGUUCUCAGAAUUUAGAAAGGCGGAGGCCAUGGUCGUUCCUCUGGCGUUUUGGCUCAUCUCAUUCUAGUUCCCCUAGUACUCCAGCUGCUGAAACUAACUCACAGACCAGCCAUCAAUACACUCAUUACUCUCACUACUAUAACUGUCCAUUUGAAUCACAAGGUUUCUCUAAAAGUAACCUGUUUUCUUUUUUCACAUUCUUUAUGAUCGUAAUGUUUUACCUCUGGUUGAACUUAGACUAUUUCUCAUUUUAGAAAAAAACGCCUUAUGUAUUUACAUGCUUGUAAUGUACAUUUGAAGUUUUUCAUGUGUUUCUGUUGACUCCCUCUUGGAAAAAGCUACUUUCAUCAUUCCUGGCUUA